UAAAAAAAAAAAAAAAAAGACCAACGUAACACCGGAGCAGCAUCAGGAAACUGAGAAGAAGCGGUUUAUCCCCCAUCCCAGCGUUCGGGUGAUACUUAAACAUGACCGAAUAAAGUCUCCGAGGUUCGGACACCGACUGAAACACACCCAGCUUAAGGCAGUCCGAGCUGUCUGUGAGACCAUGGUGGACAAUCGCUACGCCACGGCUUUGGUCAUCGGCUCAGUCCUCAGUCUGCUGGCCACUGUCUACCUGUCUGUGGCGGUGGGGACUCAGGACUGGUUCCAGUACAACACCCCACCUAUCAAACGGUGUGUUAACACCACUGCGAUCAAAAAUGAGUUCCUCACUGGAGACUUUGAGGAGAAGACGUACAGCAGCCACCUGUUCAAGUGGAACGGCACCUUGGGUCUGUGGUGGAGGUGCAUCCAGGUUCCUCUCUGCAGCCACUGGUAUUGCUGUCAGCAAGGUGAUCUUCAGACAGGCAAUGAAAGUGCCAACACAACACAGCAGAGAAAUUGCACUCAUCAAAGUGGAUGUACAGAUCCUAAGACGGAGACCAUCUGUAUGAGCUUCACCCUUCCUCAGCAGUUCAGUACAAAGGUCAAACAGAACGAGAGCGAGGAGGAUCUGCUCAGAACAUAUCUGUGGAGGUGCCAGUUUCUGCUGCCCCUGGUGUCUUUGUCUCUGGUGUUUCUCAGUGGUCUGGUUGGGGUCUGUGCCUGCCUGUGCCGCAGCUUCACGCCAACCCUGGUUGUGGGAUUGUUCCAUUUUAUCGCAGGCCUCUGCUCUUUGGGAACUGUCUGCUGUUUUCGGAUCAGCGUGGAUCAGCUCAACGGCGAAUACAGAAAACCGGGAGAUGUCGUCGGGUCAAUGGGGUGGUCUCUCUACCUGGCCCUCAUCUCCUUCCCCCUGCAGAUGAUGGCCGCCGCUCUGUUCCUGUGGGCGGCCAGAAGUCACCGCAAACACUACACCCGCAUAACCGCAUAUAGGGUUGCAUAAAGAGACAGGGAUAGUAUAUUUUACGAUAACCAAGUAGGUCUACAACCUUCCUUCCAACAAUUUGUGGUUGUAGUUCAAUAAAAUGUUCAGGUCGUAGCUUCUCACUUCCACUGUAGCAGUCUUGCAAUGCAGAAAUAGUUCAGGGUAUCACAGGUUUAAGCGUCAGCUGCAGCCAAUCCAUACGUACUCAUAAACACAUUGAAACAUUUCGUGUGGCUUUAUAUCACCUUUGCCUUUGUUUUUUUUUAACCCCAUUACUGAGUUGUACAUCAUCUUGAUGUUGCAUAUUUUUAGCUUCUAGGUUUUUGUGCUA
This is a messenger RNA of Poecilia latipinna (sailfin molly), 1313 nucleotides long. Its product is annotated as claudin domain-containing protein 1-like. The transcript is spliced from 7 exons. The coding region runs from base 182 to 1000 and encodes 272 amino acids. Gene Ontology annotation, cellular component: membrane. NCBI's taxonomy places the organism in Eukaryota, Metazoa, Chordata, Actinopteri, Cyprinodontiformes, Poeciliidae. The record is from RefSeq and is a predicted model, not a curated record.